AUGGCAGGUCCAGAAAGUGAUGCACAAUACCAGUUCACUGGUAUUAAAAAAUAUUUCAACUCUUAUACUCUCACAGGUAGAAUGAAUUAUGUACUGGUCACAUACAGAAGCAUUGCUUUGAUUGUCUUAUAUUUCAAGUUAAGGUCCAAAAAAACUCCAGCUAUGAAAGCAACAUAAAUGGAUUUUAAACUGUCUACAGUUCUUAAUCUCAUCUGUUAAGUUCCCAUGCCUGGAGAAG
Pongo pygmaeus (Bornean orangutan) is the source of this 238-nucleotide messenger RNA. Its product is annotated as ATP synthase membrane subunit K, mitochondrial-like. Gene Ontology annotation, cellular component: proton-transporting ATP synthase complex. Bases 1 to 177 code for a protein of 58 amino acids. Lineage: Eukaryota; Metazoa; Chordata; Mammalia; Primates; Hominidae. The record is from RefSeq and is a predicted model, not a curated record. The transcript has a single exon.